Punica granatum (pomegranate) is the source of this 1668-nucleotide messenger RNA. NCBI's taxonomy places the organism in Eukaryota, Viridiplantae, Streptophyta, Magnoliopsida, Myrtales, Lythraceae. The record is from RefSeq and is a predicted model, not a curated record.
GAGACUCUUGUCCAUAUGGAAAAAUUAAGUUAGGUAGAAAAAGCUCUGGGCUCAUCUCUCAUGGCAGCUGCACUUCUCCAUUGCUGCGUUUUGCCUCUAUCUCUUGCCUUACUUCUCAUUACAAUCGGUUGCGUCUCAGGAGAAGGCAAUGAAGUGAAUAACGAGCGACAGUCGGUGCUACGAACCGAUAAAACUAGUCGGGAGCUUAAUCAGGCUGCGGAUUCUUCUCCAGUUCAAUAUGCACUUGCGGAAAAUCAUGCAGUGGGAGGGAGGAAACUUGCAUUAUUUCCGGAAGUCGGACCCAUCACCACGGGCUGGUCAGAAAGAUUAUUGGGAUCACUAUACUCUAUUCUCCACUUUUGGAACUCCCCCCUUGAUAUAAUCAGAAGACCCUCUCAGGAGCAAGACGAAGCCACUGCACAUGGGGCGAGUACUCCAGCGGAUCAUAACAUAUUGUUCAUUCUUGGAGACUCUCUAUUUGAUGCGGGCAACAAUCUGUACCUGAACGAGUCGAAUUAUUCAAUAGGCAGCUACCCUUACGGAUUCACCUAUUUUCCCAAUGCUACUGGAAGAGUAUGUGAUGGUCGGAUACUGCCAGAUUUCAUUGCGGAGUACGCGAAUCUGCCUUUCAUUCCGCCAUCGCUACAACCUGUGGGUGACUUCUAUUAUGGAGCCAACUUCGCCUCGUCAGGAGCCGCGGUUUUGGAUUCUGAUAGCUCUAGUGGCCUGAAUGUACUCAAUCUUAAAGGCCAGGUGAUCCAAUUCAAAGAACUGGCAGCAAAGUGGAAUGAGACACUGGGUGCUGAUACAACAAGACAAGUAUUGGCCAAGGCUGUCUAUCUUUUCAGUUUUGGGGGCAACGACUAUCACAGCUAUUACAAAAACUUCUACGAUGAAGAUAGCAGCCCGACUCCAUCGGAACAGGAACAGUUCGUGAAAUAUAUAGUCGGCAACACAACAGAUGCACUCAUCGAGAUGUACGAAUUAGGAGCGCGAAAAAUUGCAUUCCAGAACGUCGGGCCUAUGGGCUGCAUUCCUGAGUGCAAAACAGAAUUUCCCAAAUUUAAUGGGAGUUGUGUUCCGGACCUGCUCUCAAUGCCGACAUUAAACAACAAGGAACUCAAUAAGACUCUCACGGAUUUGGCUGAACGUUUAGAAGGAUUCAAGUUCUCCAUCUUUGACUACUUUAUCACCCUUAUGGAUAGAAUAGAGAACCCUUCCGAUUACGGUUUCGUGUACGGGUCGACAGAGUGCUAUUCCAGCAGCAGCUUGUGCGAGUACCCCAGUGCCUAUGUAUUCUUUGACGAUGGACAUCCAACCCAGAGCGUCAAUGAGCAAUUAGCUAAGCUCUUCUGGGCGGGGGACCUUUCAGUUACCAGUCCUUAUAACAUGAAGCAACUAUUUGAAGAAAGCAACGAUUGAAAUUGAAGUAGUUGCAAUCUGUAGCUUCUGUGUUUUGCACCCGUAGGCUUCGGCCUCCUUUUCUCACUGAAAAAAAUUGAAGUACUUAAUUCAUAUAAUAAGUGAACAAUUGAAAAUUGAAACUCUUUUGGUUCGGUGAAGUAAAACUUCAAGCGCUAAAAAUUUGAAAGUUCUUGUAUUUUUGUCCGUGCAGUUCUUGUAUUUUUGUCUUAUGCAAGAUUUUGGUUUCAGUUUCUAUAGCUUUAA